Molecule: messenger RNA, 2103 nt
Organism: Cynoglossus semilaevis (tongue sole)
Lineage: Eukaryota; Metazoa; Chordata; Actinopteri; Pleuronectiformes; Cynoglossidae
Product: Y+L amino acid transporter 2-like
Exons: 3
Coding region: 1609-2103 (164 amino acids)
Biological process (GO): amino acid transmembrane transport
Cellular component (GO): membrane
Molecular function (GO): L-amino acid transmembrane transporter activity
Source: RefSeq, a predicted model, not a curated record
AUAUACAUAUAUAUAUAUAUGUAUGCAGUAUAUACUAUAUAUGUAUGUGUGUGUAUAUAUACUGUAUGUAUACACAGUAUAUAUAUAUACAGUAUACAUAUAUGUAUAUAUCUAUUACAUAUGUUAUGUUGGACCAUAGAUAAGCCUUUUGUUAUGUUGUACUGUGUAAACCCUUUUUAGCUUCUUUUAAAUAAGCACUUUAGUUGUCUUGUCAUAAAUAGAAUUUUAUAGAAUGAUAUAGAAUUCUUUAUUCCAUAAAGAGCAGCACCACAGCUGUGAACUGCACAUGUUGUGAUAGUAAAGCUAUGUACUAUAUAUGUCUAUAGACAUAGAUAUAUAUAUAGCCAGUUAAAUUGACAUUUCUGUCCAACUGUUCCAUACAUUUUUGUUUAAUUCAACUGUGAUGAUUCCAAUGUUUGAAAAUGUUCAUUUCAGUGGUUUGUAUAUUUUUGGAUGUAAAUAGAAAGAAGAUGAUUAUUAAAAAUCAUACAUUUUAUCUUAGAAAAUGUAAGGAAUGACUUUAUGUGUGUGUUUGUGUUUAUAUUUAUUUAUUCUAUGGUCUGUAUUGUCAUUGUACCACCAGGAUACAACAAAACCGAGCCUCUGCUUUUUAACCCAUCACCACAGUCAGCAGGGGGCAGUGUGUGGGGAUGCUCAGAGCACCUCAGUGGUGACUUGGCAGCUGGUGGACUCGAACCUGAAACCUUCCGGACCCAAGUCCACAAGUGUUUGUGUAUAAAAAAUGAGUAACCGUACUACUGCAGUACUGUUACUACCAUGUCUACUUUCUAAUACGGUAGUAUUAUAUAAUAAUAUUAUCUUUGUUUUUUAUUACUAGUACUACGGCACAUUUCAAAAUCAUUCAUUAUUUUUUAUUGAAUAUAUUAAUAUUGUUAUUAUAAACAUUGUUACAUGUUACAGCUGUUUGAUGGUGUUUCAUCCUUUUGUCGGUUGGUCAUGUGAUCCAAAGUAUUUUAUAUUGUAGUACUGUAGUAUUGUGAGAAACUGCACCUGCCAGGUCUUUGCAGUAUGUGCAGAGUAUGUGCAGUACCACAUGUAUUUGAAGAGUACAGAACACUUUGACACUGGUGCGUUUUGACACCCACGUAACAACAACGUCACCCGCAGGUCAGCAGGGCGGCGCUGUCCUCUGACUGUGACAUGACCACUCUAAUUAAAGUGUGUCCCUGACACCAGCAGACCAGUCGGCUUCACCGCUGCCCUCACACGUUGGAGAGAAGCCAGCGUUUCUUAACUGCUCAGAUACGACGAUGAGUUCAAAAUGUCUCAGCGAUCCACCCCACAAAACGGGUCGCUGCCCACACUCGAGGAGACACCUGAACUGUACAACAUACAGAUCUGUGGACUGUGUGUAAAUGGACACAGUCAAAGUCAAACCGUCCCAUACCUAAGUGUUCUGGUCAGUACUUCCAUGUCAGAGUACGUCACGUCUUUUAUCUCCUAAGAACGUUGCCUUUCAUCUGUCCACAGCCAGGGUUUUGUCUUCUGUCCUUUCACUCAGACGUGGUUUCUUCGUCACUCCCUGCUCUUUUCAAACGUCACAGGUGACACCAACGUUGACCAGGUGGUUCUGGAGGUUCUGGAACCAUGGCUGACCUGGAAGAAUCCACAAGGACCAAUGUGGUCGGAGGUCGAUCCUCCCAAACUUCGGAGCUGCCGAAGGAGACCAUGCAGUUGAAAAAGGAAAUUUCCCUUCUGAACGGAGUCAGCCUGAUCGUCGGAAACAUGAUUGGCUCCGGGAUCUUCGUCUCGCCCAAGGGGGUUCUGAUCUACAGCGCGUCUUACGGACUGUCACUGGUCAUCUGGGUGAUUGGAGGCUUGUUCUCCGUGGUUGGGGCGCUGUGCUACGCUGAACUGGGCACCACCAUCACCAAGUCGGGGGCGUCCUACGCCUACAUCCUGGAGUCUUUUGGCGGCUUCCUGGCGUUCAUCCGCCUGUGGACGUCGUUGUUGAUCAUCGAGCCCACCAGCCAGGCCGUCAUCGCCAUCACCUUCGCCAACCACCUGUCAACCGAAGGACUCUGGUGGCGUUUGCUCAGUAAACCCCCCCCCCCCUCCCGUUGUUUGUUUUCUCUGUGUUAG